AUGGCCAGGCCUUGCAAAAACUGCGGCGGUCCACGCGCCGAAGACGUUCCUGACGAGAUCGAGUUGUGCGAACAGUGUACCGCGAGCAAUAUGCCAGUCGCAUCGUUUGACUCCCAAGCUGGAUCACCGACUGAACCGAAUACCCCGGUCCCAGAUACUCAGUUUGAGGGUUUUCAAGGAGGUGAUGGUCAUUCUGGAAAAGGAAAGGAACCCGCUGAUCUCGAUGAACCUAUUCUCGUUCCUGAUCCUGAAAGUGUCCCGGUGGGCUGUAGGCCUUCCCAGAUUGAAACAGGCACUGGCGCCGUUGAGUCGAUGUCGGCAGCACAGUCGGAGAGUGCUUCGAGAGGUGGCAAUCGUCUUAAGCGUAAAGCGUCGGCUUUAAAUGCCGAGGAACCGGUUUUAGAUUCUGAGUCCGAUAAGAGCGUGGGGAGUGUUAGUCCCAAGGAUACUUCCAAUAUUGGACAGGGCCAUGAUCCUUCUUCGCACGAGUAUUCCUAG
Aspergillus oryzae RIB40 is the source of this 498-nucleotide messenger RNA. RefSeq lists its product as uncharacterized. The record is from RefSeq and is a predicted model, not a curated record. NCBI's taxonomy places the organism in Eukaryota, Fungi, Ascomycota, Eurotiomycetes, Eurotiales, Aspergillaceae.